Humulus lupulus (European hop) is the source of this 561-nucleotide messenger RNA. RefSeq lists its product as uncharacterized. Bases 72 to 476 code for a protein of 134 amino acids. The transcript has 2 exons. Lineage: Eukaryota; Viridiplantae; Streptophyta; Magnoliopsida; Rosales; Cannabaceae. The record is from RefSeq and is a predicted model, not a curated record.
UUUUUUUCAAACUUCUUGUAUUGUAGUGUGAUUUACAAACUGGGUGUCUUGCUAGGGUUCCAGAGAUUUGGAUGGCGACUAAGUACAUAGACGGGGAAGGUUGGGUGAGCAAGGCAGCAAAGGAUAACUAUGAAAAGAUGAUGGAGAUACGUGACACUCUGCAGUCACAAUCAUCUACGAGCGCCUCUGCUUCGAGUACUAUCCCGAGAGAAGAGGAUGACAUUAUUCUUGUUGAGACUAUCUUUGGACGUCGUCGAGGCUAUCAGCCGGGCCUUGGUCGUAGGAUUCGCACGAGGGCGAAUUGUGAAGCGGCUGAUGUACCUCAACCAGCCCAACCACCUCCUACCGCACAAGACAUGCAAGAGGUGAGGAAGCGACUCCGAGCCAUAGAGGAGCACUUGGCUAAGAUUUGUGGAGUCUCGGGAUCUGGAUCUUCUCAGCAAGGUCAUGGUGUCGAUCCUACAACACCUAGUUAAAAACAUUUAUAUUUAUGUAUUUUAAUUUUACUUUGAUAGUUACUUUGUCAUAAGAAUAUUUAUAGUAAAAAUAUAAUUUUGUGCA